Capsella rubella is the source of this 2103-nucleotide messenger RNA. RefSeq names its product probable methyltransferase PMT18. Gene Ontology annotation, cellular component: trans-Golgi network; endosome; cytoplasm. NCBI's taxonomy places the organism in Eukaryota, Viridiplantae, Streptophyta, Magnoliopsida, Brassicales, Brassicaceae. The transcript has 5 exons. The record is from RefSeq and is a predicted model, not a curated record. Gene Ontology annotation, molecular function: methyltransferase activity. The coding region runs from base 42 to 1964 and encodes 640 amino acids.
UGUAAGUCUUUUUUUUGCUUUCAUCCUCUCUAGGGAGAGAAAUGGCGAAAGAGAAUAGUAGUCAUCACCUUGCAGAAGCAAAGAGAAAGAGACUCACUUGGAUUCUUUGUGUAAGUGGACUUUGUAUAUUGUCUUAUGUUCUUGGAUCUUGGCAAAGCAACACUGUCCCAAGUUCUUCUUCCGAGUUUUUCUCAAGAAUGGGAUGUGAUGAGACAACAACAACCACUCGGGCUCAGACGACUCAGACUCAGUCUAAUCCUUCUUCUUCUGAUGAUGAGAGUCUCUCUUCUUCCUCCUCAACAGAACCAGUUGAGUUAGAUUUCGAAAGCCAUCACAAACUUGAGCUUAAGGUUACAAACCAAACCGUAAAGUAUUUUGAGCCAUGUGACAUGUCUUUGAGUGAGUACACUCCAUGUGAAGAUCGAGAAAGAGGGAGAAGAUUCGAUAGGAACAUGAUGAAAUACAGAGAAAGACAUUGUCCUUCUAAAGAUGAGCUUCUUUAUUGUCUGAUUCCUCCUCCACCAAACUACAAGAUUCCAUUUAAAUGGCCUCAGAGUAGAGACUAUGCUUGGUACGACAACAUCCCACAUAAAGAGCUUAGUAUUGAGAAAGCUAUACAGAAUUGGAUCCAAGUGGAAGGUGAAAGAUUCAAAUUCCCUGGUGGUGGCACCAUGUUUCCACGUGGAGCUGAUGCUUACAUUGAUGAUAUUGCUAGACUUAUUCCUCUUACUGAUGGAGCCAUUAGAACAGCUAUUGAUACAGGAUGUGGUGUGGCAAGUUUUGGUGCUUACUUGUUGAAGAGAGAUAUUGUGGCUAUGUCAUUUGCUCCAAGAGACACUCAUGAAGCUCAAGUUCAAUUUGCGUUGGAGCGUGGAGUUCCUGCGAUUAUUGGGAUUAUGGGAUCAAGAAGGCUUCCUUAUCCAGCUAGAGCUUUUGAUCUUGCUCAUUGUUCUCGUUGUUUAAUUCCUUGGUUUCAGAACGAUGGUUUGUACUUGACCGAAGUGGACCGGGUUUUAAGACCGGGCGGUUAUUGGAUCCUUUCCGGUCCACCGAUCAACUGGAAGAAAUAUUGGAAAGGCUGGGAAAGAUCACAAGAGGAUUUGAAACAAGAGCAAGAUUCUAUAGAAGAUGCAGCAAGAAGUCUCUGUUGGAAGAAAGUUACAGAAAAGGGAGAUUUGUCAAUUUGGCAAAAGCCUAUCAAUCACAUUGAGUGUAAAAAACUCAAACGAGUUCACAAAUCUCCUCCUCUAUGCAGCAAAUCAGACCAACCUGAUUUUGCUUGGUACAAAGACUUGGAAUCUUGUGUAACACCAUUGCCAGAAGCAAACGGUCCAGAAGAAUUCGCAGGAGGUGCAUUGGAGGAUUGGCCAGACCGAGCUUUCGCGGUACCACCUAGGAUAAUCAGGGGUACUAUACAGGACACUAAUGCUGAAAAAUUCAGACAAGACAAUGAAGUGUGGAAGGAGAGAAUAGCAUAUUACAAACAGAUAAUGCCAGAGCUUACAAGGGGAAGAUUCAGGAACAUAAUGGACAUGAAUGCAUACCUAGGAGGGUUUGCUGCCGCGAUAAUGAAAUAUCCAUCUUGGGUUAUGAAUGUGGUUCCUAUGGAUGCUGAGAAGCAAACGUUAGGGGUGAUUUUCGAACGAGGAUUCAUAGGGACUUAUCAAGAUUGGUGUGAAGGUUUCUCUACGUAUCCAAGAACUUAUGAUUUGAUUCACGCUGGUGGAUUGUUCAGCAUUUAUGAAAACAGGUGUGAUGUGACAUUGAUACUACUUGAGAUGGAUAGAAUACUAAGACCAGAGGGAACAGUGGUAUUUAGGGACAAUGUUGAAACAUUGACGAAGAUACAAAGCAUAACUAAUGGAAUGAAGUGGAAGAGUCGGAUUUUGGAUCAUGAGAAAGGUCCCUUUAACCCUGAGAAGAUCCUUCUCGCUGUAAAAUCGUACUGGACCGGUCCUUCUUAAACUAGUUCUUGCAACUCUCUUUAUUCCAAUCUUCUUUAUCUUGUGUGUGUGCCUCAUUUUUGUUUUAUUGUUUGUUUUAAAAAAAAGUUUCUAUGGUUAUUUUGGGAAAUACAGAGAGAAAACAACAUUUCAGAGAGCA